Messenger RNA from Microthlaspi erraticum, 930 nucleotides. The record is from the annotation of a GenBank genome assembly. NCBI's taxonomy places the organism in Eukaryota, Viridiplantae, Streptophyta, Magnoliopsida, Brassicales, Brassicaceae.
AUGGAGGUGAUAACAAAUCCGGGCCUUGCCGAAAGAAUAAAAACAGAAGCUCCACAGCUAGCAUCCGUGCUGAGAGAAAUGAAGGAAGGCUUAGAUGUGGUUAGGAGCAAAGUGGAGACUCUCACUGCAAAGGUAAAAGCAAACAGUUAUCCAACAGUAGAUGGGAUGAGUUAUCUCGAGGCCAAGCAUCUGUUGCUUUUAAGUUAUUGCCAGUGUCUCGUAUAUUACCUGCUAAGGAAGGCAAAAGGUUUCUCCAUUGAUGGCCAUCCUGUUGUAAGAAGCCUUGUAGAGAUACGAAUGUUUCUAGAAAAGAUUCGUCCCAUAGACAAAAAACUUCAGUACCAAAUUCAGAAGCUCACCACAGCCGGUGGGUCAGGAGCUGAGCAAGCUCUUUCCGAGGGAAAAGAAUCUGCUGCGUCCCAAAAAACUGAAGAUCUUUCAAACUUGAAGCCGAAACCAGACUUACUUGCUCCCAGAAAUGAGGAUGAACAAGAUGAUAAUAUAUAUCAUCCCCGGAAGUUUGCUCCCAUGGCAAUGGAUGAUAAGACGUCAAAACAAGAAAGAGAUGCUGCGAGAAAAGAGAAACACUUUUUGAGGCAAGCCACUGGAGAUUCGUACAUGAAAGAUGUGUUGGACGAUCUUGAGGACAGGCCUGAAGAGGUCAGAGAGUUCUUUGGGGAGAGCAGGGAACAGAGUAAGUACAUGGCACAGCGUGAAAGGCAAGAAAAGGUAGAAGAAGAUCUCUUUAUCAGGGCUAAUCGCACCAAGGAGGACAAGAAGCGAGAGAAGCGCUUGAAAUCACGCAGCGGGUUGGAUGGACUAACUGAGACUUUUGACGACGCAUUCAAGUUCUUGGAUAAAGAUGAUGACAGUGGCAGUGGCCGUAAUAGGGGAGGAGGAGGAUUCAAGAGAAGAAAGAGAAGACACUGA